GGUGUUGAGACUUCAGUUGCCGCCCGGCUCGAAUAAAGUGAAGAUCCUCGUGGUCCCCAGGCCGUCUGCACUCCAUCAAUUAACAACAUCACCAAUAAUGGCGGAUUUCCUCGGAAAGAAGUACAAGCUCUCGAGCAGUGAGAAUUUCGAUGAAAUGAUGAAAGCCCUCGGUGUGGGAUUGGUGAUCCGAAAAAUGGGAGCCCAGGUGAGUCCAGUCGUCGAGCUCACCAAAAAUGAUGAUAUUUAUACCUUGAAGACGACCAGCACCUUCAAGACCUCCGAAAUUAAAUUCAAACUCGGUGAGGAGUUUGAUGAAGAGACUCCGGAUGGUCGCAAGGUCAAGAGUGUUAUUACCUUGGAUGGAAACAAGAUGUCUCAUGUUCAGAAAGGAGACAAGACCACUAGCAUUGAACGGGAGUUCACUGCUAACGAGAUGAAGGCCAUUAUGACUGUCGACGAUAUCGUCUGCACCAGGAUCUAUAAACUACAGGAAUGAGGAGAUUAUCAAAUUAUUCCAUUGACCACACAAAUUACAAAUCAUUGCUUGGAGUAUCUGGGAAUCCAGUUUACUUUAUUUCGCAUAAAAUUAAAGUUCGUAGUCUUCUGGAAGUUAUCAUAUUGCCGUGAAUGUUCAUAUUAAAUAUAUACUUUUAUAUAUUGGUUGAAUCCUGUGUGAAUUAAAUAAAAAUGACAUAAAAAUCCUCGAA
Fopius arisanus is the source of this 707-nucleotide messenger RNA. RefSeq names its product fatty acid binding protein (gene fabp). The transcript has 3 exons. Lineage: Eukaryota; Metazoa; Arthropoda; Insecta; Hymenoptera; Braconidae. Gene Ontology annotation, biological process: fatty acid transport. The coding region runs from base 98 to 496 and encodes 132 amino acids. Gene Ontology annotation, cellular component: cytosol; nucleus. The record is from RefSeq and is a predicted model, not a curated record. Gene Ontology annotation, molecular function: fatty acid binding.